Penicillium samsonianum is the source of this 2091-nucleotide messenger RNA. RefSeq names its product putative C6 transcription factor. The transcript has a single exon. Gene Ontology annotation, molecular function: zinc ion binding; DNA-binding transcription factor activity, RNA polymerase II-specific; DNA binding. Gene Ontology annotation, biological process: regulation of DNA-templated transcription; DNA-templated transcription. The record is from RefSeq and is a predicted model, not a curated record. Lineage: Eukaryota; Fungi; Ascomycota; Eurotiomycetes; Eurotiales; Aspergillaceae. Bases 1 to 2091 code for a protein of 696 amino acids.
AUGGAUGUCGAUAUUGUCGCCUCGCACUUGGUCCCAAUUGCUCCCGCGCCGGCUCGGACACCCUUCAUCGCUGUCCAAGGUAGCCUCGAAUUGACCACAAUGCGCUUCAACUGCCAAGCUUGCGUGCGAAAGAAAACCAAAUGCAAUAAGAAGGUGCCAGCAUGUUCGAGCUGCAGCAAAGCAAAGCUUCAGUGCGUCUACCAGGCUCCCCCGUCGCGAAAGAGACAGAGACAGCAAAGUCAGUUCGAAGACGUACAUGAGCGAUUAGCGCGGUACGAGCGCAUCUUGCACGAUAACAAUCUUCUCCAUACAUCCUCUGCAUCGACCCCAUCCGACCAGAAGACGGAGGCAUCAGUGGUCAGCGCACGGAACCCAACCCCAACUCUGGACUCACAACCCGCCAACUCGGGUAAACUUCUGUCCGCCGAUGGCAAGUCUCGCUAUAUUGACAGUGUUCUCCUUGAUGCUGGAGAGGGCGACCUAUGUGAAGUAUCCGAUUCCGACCAGGAUGACAGCCAUCACGAGGAUACCAGAGCUGAUGAGAGCACCCCGACGGGUCUUCUGGGCAUCCUCGCAGCACACACCAUCUCUGGGGCCAUACUCGGAAGCACGCAGAGCAUCACCGGGCUACAACCUAGCUAUGAGGAGGCGACCAAGCUCUGGAAUGCGUACGUGCAAAACGUAGAAUCUCUGUGCAAGGUUCUUCAUAUUCCGACUGUCGCAAAAAUGGUCGAUACGGUUUCAAAACAACCCUCCGUGGCCUCGAAGAGCGACGAAUGCCUGCUUUUUGUCAUAUACUAUUUCGCUGUGUUCUCCAUGUCGCACACUGACUGUUUACAAGAGUUCAACCAACCGAGGAACGAUUUGAUGUCAAAAUAUCGGACUGCUGUACACCAGGCACUUAUUAAUGCGUCGUGGCUGAAAACGACAUCAAUGCCGGUAUUACAGGCUUAUACACUAUUCCUCAUUGCCAUGCGCACUCAAAUGGAUUCUGACACGUUUUGGAUUUUGACCGGUAUUGCAAUUCGCCUCGCACAACGCAUGGGGCUCCACCGUGAUGGUGAAAACCUCGGAUUGCCACCCUUUGAGGUUCAGAUGCGACGACGACUUUUUUGGCAGCUACUUCCGCUGGACAGCUAUGCGGGUCAGGUUUCCGGCACUGGUAUCGUUCUAUCGCCGAAUAGCUGGGAUACUAAGCAACCCUUGAAUAUCAACGAUGAUCAGAUUUUCCCUGGUAUGACAGAGCCGCCCCUCGAACAGAGAAGCGCCACAGAAAUGAUUUUUUGCUUGUCUCGGAUGGAACUUUCCAAUUUCUAUACUCGAACCGGAGUCAAAUUGAAAGAAAUGGGUGCCACAAUUGAAUUUAAGGAUGCAGAGGAUGUCGAAAGGCUUAUUGACGAGGUCGAAGAUCUCAUCGAGACUAAGUUUCUUCGAUACUGCGAUAUCCUGAAUCCCUUGCACUUUUUUGCGACUGGAAUCGCACGAUCUGCGACCAAUGCUGUUCGACUGCGGGCUCGAAUGCCGCUGCUGAUGACGCAAACCAUUACAGAUACGCAAAGGAGAGAUAUUUGUGCGCUCGCAGCAAGGAUCCUCGAUACAACCAGCGCUAUCUACAGCAACCCCAGCAUGCGGAAGUAUCGAUGGCAAAUGCAAGCCUUCUUCCUGUGGGAUGCCCUUCUCUGCAUUCUACAUAGUAUCGCAGAUAUCGGAUUCUACUCAAGCUCUGAGCUUAAUAGUUCUUGGAACAAGGUUGCAGAUGUCUAUUCAAAUCACGAAGAACUUGUCAAGGGCAAAAGAACCCUAUACGUCACAAUUGGUAAGCUAACCCUCAAGGCUUGGCUUGCGAAUCCCCCAAGUCUGUCGUCCCCAGAGCCGGCUUUCAUAACCGCGCUGUAUGCCCAACAAGAACCGAAAGAGCGCAGGCAUGGGCAGCAGGAGAGCAUGGAAGAAGGAGGAGGAACCACCAAGCUUGUGCGUCCAGACGGUGCAUGUGAUUUUGAUGAAGCUUUUGGCAACAUUGAUGGGACAGGCCUAGAUUUAAAUGGCGGGUUUGACCCUUCAGACUGGGUCUUUUGGGAUCAGCUGUGUUGA